Messenger RNA from Phaedon cochleariae (mustard beetle), 1685 nucleotides. The record is from the annotation of a GenBank genome assembly. Lineage: Eukaryota; Metazoa; Arthropoda; Insecta; Coleoptera; Chrysomelidae.
GAUAUUAUUACGGUACAACUUGCAGCUUCUCAAAGCACUUUAUUCAUCUGAAACGGGUGUAGCGUGAGGGUGCCAGAUCGUAGUUUACACAGUAAUCUCAUUGUUCGGUGGAUUCAUUCAUAGAUUCCUGUUGGUUUUUGCUCAGUAUGAUGUCGAGCUCGUUGGGUUCGUCGACUUCCGUGCCUAUUUCAGCUGUCGGGUCAGUUUCCGCGCUACAGGAUCAAAAGACUCUGGUAUCGAAUAGUGAAGGUUCUUUGGAAGAUCCACAGGAGCUGGAGAAGAGCGAGAUCAACGAUGCUGUCACCAAGGUGUUGCAGGGGUAUGACUGGACUUUGGUACCGAUAGCAUCGAAAGCUGCUUCUGACAAAAGGAAGUUACAUGUCAAGAGACCAAUGAACGCUUUCAUGGUUUGGGCCCAAGCAGCACGAAGGAAAUUAGCGGAUCAGUAUCCCCAACUUCACAAUGCUGAGCUCUCAAAGACCCUUGGAAAAUUAUGGAGGGUUCUCAGUGAUAAUGACAAGAAACCAUUCAUCGAAGAAGCUGAACGUCUGCGCGUUAUCCACAAACGCGAACACCCAGACUACAAAUACCAACCGAGAAGGAGAAAGCAGAACAAAGGCUCAGACUCCAUACAUCAUCAGCAUCAACUCCCUCAAGGUCAAAACGUAACUUUCUCUCGUUCCAUGAAACAGGAAGAACCUUCUUGCAGUCCUAGAAGCCACAGCUCCACAUCUCCAUCUACCUGUUCCUCCCAACCUAAUAGCCCACAAAUCCCGUCCCAUCAGAUAUUGAGGCCUUGCGACCAGCAUAACUUGGAUCUGGACUCCUACCACAGGAUUCCAGAAAUAGACAAUACUUACCUUCCGGACGAAUGUUUGGAUAGCAGCGACUUAGACCAGUAUUUCCCCUCGGAAGUGCAGUACCAAACCUACCAGCAAAUGUAUUUGAAGCGCGGCCAAGAUGAGGAAGAAACUAAUAAUAACUACAAGCAUAAGAAAAUUAGCAAUGAAUCACUGGAAGAAAACAUUUCUCUCGGCAGGUAUCACGAGAUGCAGUCCAGACCAGACAGAUAUUUGCAACCGACAUCAUCUGGUGUGUAUUCUUACUCACCUAGUGCCUCUUCAUACUAUUCGAGUAGUAGUCAUCAGUAUUCACCUUCUUAUCAGUAUUUGCCACAGAGGCCGCCAGUGUUCAAUGCAUCUUCUACUGUAGGAAACUUUGCUGCAGUAGAGGGAGGUAAUAAUGAAGCCUGGGGACAUUACAGUGCUUGAUUUUUUAGCAAGUGUCGAGGACUUUUUGAGAAAGAAUCUCCAGCUUAAUUUAAUCAGAAGAAGGUUUCAUCUACUAGGCCUACACUAGUUAUUCCACAGUUGUGCGUGGAGAGAAAAUAUUGAAGCGUGGAAAUAUUCUAGUGCGUGAUUUAUAAUAAUGCAUACGACUGAAACAACAUCGAUUUUGUGUAGUAAAAUCUCCAUUAUUUUAUUAUGACCUACCUUCUUUUGAUAUUUUAAGACGUGUAUAUUAAUUGAAAAGACAUGUAAAUCUGAUGAUUUCUCUGUGCCAGUGAGCUAUUGGUUCAUAUAGUAGUUAGUCAGCAGUGAUUUGAUUGAUUUUUGUAUGAUGGUGAGAAUGUAUAAUUAUUAUUGUUGGCAAGGGAUGGAUAAAUAUCCAUAAAAAAGUAAGUG